Messenger RNA from Trichobilharzia regenti, 534 nucleotides. NCBI's taxonomy places the organism in Eukaryota, Metazoa, Platyhelminthes, Trematoda, Strigeidida, Schistosomatidae. The record is from the annotation of a GenBank genome assembly.
AUGUCUUCGGAUGAUGAUCUGUUCCGCAGUUAUUCUCCUAAGAAGACUGAUGUAUUUAACAGUACAGGUGAUUUGUUUUCUGAGUCUUACAUUGAACCAAUCCGAGUAAAAGGAAAACGGAAAGAGAAACAACAAGAUAUAGUCCCUGGUGUUAGUGGAUUUAUUCCAGACUUUUCAUCUUAUGAAAGGCAUAAUUUAAUUGUUGAAUCGGAUGUUAGUCAUCCUACUGUUAGUCUUACAGAUCAAAUGCCAAAACAUAAUCAAGAAAAUAUUACUCAAUCUGAUCACAUUCCAGAUUCUGUUGCUGUUGAGCCUAAGGAUCACAUGAUAGGUGGAUGUCCACCUGCUGCAUUCUGUAGUACCCCUGGUCCCAUGAACAGUUUUGCAUCAAGUUCGCUUGAAGUUGAUGGUACAGUAGCACCAAAAACAGUAUCAGGUGAUGUUCUAUUAAACGCCCUCCAAAUUCCUCGUCCACUACUUCCACAUUCUCCAAGUGAGAACAAUACUUACAACAACAAUCUUUUAAAGAUGUAG